UCGGCACGAUCGACGCCGCACGAUUUAACAAUUAACCCGGCUGAUUCUCGAAAAAAAGAAACAAUUAACCCGGCUUAUCAAUCAGAUUGCAGAAACGGAGCUCCAGGCUCGAUCGCCGCCGCCGCCUGCCGGUGCGAUGGCCAUUCGCCGACGUGACAUGGUUGCCCGUCCCGUGCGACGGUGUAGAGAGAAUCAGGCCGGAGAUGGAUGCGGGUACACACUAUGUCGCUGAGGGAAAUCUUUGAUCUUUCCGGCCGGUCAGCUAUGAAGGCAGAUUCAUGUGCACGGUGGCAGUGGCUGGGUCGGGUCGGGAGACCGAGCGUCCAAGUCGCCGGGUGGGACUCCUGACCCAGCAGCAUACUUGACCAGGAACGAGGAACCCGGUCCGAGCUCCAUGAAUCAUCGUCGCGGUGACCUCUCCGCCAAGGCAAGGCAGCCCCUCCCCCAAGUCUCCCUGCGCGAAUAAAAGGCCGGCCGACCAGUCACAACUCGCCACUGCACCAAUAAGCCGGCCGGUCCGUGCGUGCGAUCCAAGAGUAUCAGUAUACUGUAUACGUGGCUAUAGCCAUGCUCGGGAGGAGAAACAAUGGGCCGCCGACGACGUCCAAGCCCCGACCGGACGGCGCGGGCCUCGCCGGCGCCAGCACCGUCGUCGCCGACGGCGGGCAGGCGGAGGUGGCCGCGUCGCAGUUCGUCGUGCAGCUAGAUGAGGCGGCUCGGGAGAGGCUGGAGCGCAUGAACCGGAGGCUGAGGCUGCUGGAGCAGCAGAUGGAGAUGCUGGAGGCGGAGGUUGGGAGGGCCAGCAGUACCGCCGACGACUAGGAGCAGCGGCGCCGCCCCUGGUCGGAGAGACGAUGGAUGCAAGUAGAAGCCUUCCUUUUCUUCUUUUCCCUUCUCAGCUUCUUGCUGAUGGAAGGACACGCACGGUGAUAGUAUCAUGCGCUUGUUAAGGCGUUAGGCCUUUUUCUUGUAGUGAUGGAAGAACAUGACCAUGACUAUAGUGAAUCACGGUUGUAUUCCUGAAGCUUUUUGCCACAUUUUUCCUUUGAUCCCUGCUUGGUUUGAGGGGUUUGACUGACUCUCAGGCUCGUUGCGGAAAAGUAUGGCUUCGUCUCCGGUGGAAAAUGGCUGCCGUUCCAAGCAUGCAAGUACAUGAUGGAUCUCUGAAUUGUCGCUUGAUGUACGAUUACCUCAGCACCUUAAAUUAAAGACUUCAUACCA
Molecule: messenger RNA, 1221 nt
Organism: Triticum aestivum (bread wheat)
Lineage: Eukaryota; Viridiplantae; Streptophyta; Magnoliopsida; Poales; Poaceae
Exons: 2
Coding region: 568-822 (84 amino acids)
Source: RefSeq, a predicted model, not a curated record